Oreochromis aureus is the source of this 5770-nucleotide messenger RNA. RefSeq names its product diacylglycerol kinase, beta (gene dgkb). The record is from RefSeq and is a predicted model, not a curated record. Lineage: Eukaryota; Metazoa; Chordata; Actinopteri; Cichliformes; Cichlidae. Gene Ontology annotation, molecular function: calcium ion binding; ATP-dependent diacylglycerol kinase activity. The transcript has 25 exons. Gene Ontology annotation, biological process: diacylglycerol metabolic process; lipid phosphorylation; intracellular signal transduction. Bases 472 to 2823 code for a protein of 783 amino acids. Gene Ontology annotation, cellular component: plasma membrane.
GCAGCGCUGGAUGAUUUUGCUCUCCCUCAUCCUCUGUCUCUCUCUCUCUCUCUCUCUCUCUCUCUCUCUCUCUCUCUCUCUCUCUCACCACCCCACAUCCCCUGCGAUACUGCUCUGACCAGACUCUGCCUCAGAGAAAAACAAACACUAACCCAUCCACAUACUCAUACACUGACAGGAAGCAGAGAGGGUUGCUGCUGCUCCUUCCUUCCUCUUUUUCUUACACAGAUACACACUCUUCCACUCCAUCUAAUUACACAACACCCACCUUGCCUUGCAGCUAAGAGAAGAUCAAGAGGAGGACACGGCAGGAAUGUGAGUGAGGAGCUGCAUCUGAAAACGCCUGCCCAAAAGGACUCCUCCCUCAUCUGUCUUGGUGAUUAACUCCAGAUCUGCAGCAGUGUGAGACUCCCUGCUGUGUGUUGCUGCACGGGGAAUGCACGGUGGAUAUAGAGACGUGGCCUGAACACAAUGAGCAGCCAGGACAAAUGGGUCACGCUGACCCCAGCUGAAUUCGCCUUGCUACAGGAAUACACUCAGUACUCAACCAAGAAGCUGAAGGAUGUGCUGCAGGAGUUCCAUGGAGAUGGUGUGUUGGCUAAAUACAAUCCAGAGGAGAAGCAGGAAAUUCUCAGCCAGGAGAUUGACUUCCAGGGCUUUAAGGUCUUUAUGCAAACAUUCCUGGAGAGUGAACUCCCUGAAGAGUUCUGUCAACACCUUUUCAUGUCGUUUAGCAACAAAGGACCCAAACCCAGUCCCUCAUCUUCUGACAAACCUCGAGUCUCUGGACUGAAGCUGAUCAAAGGCAACUCCACCCCUCUGAAGACCCCUACUCUGCCCAGGCCUCUAGAUACAGUGCAGCUUAAGGACAUUGUGUGUUACCUCUCCUUGCUAGAGGGCGGGCGUCCUGAGGACAAGCUUGAAUUCAUGUUUCGACUCUACGACACAGAUGGAAAUGGCUCCUUGGACAGCUCGGAGUUAGAGCACAUUGUCUCCCAGAUGAUGCAUGUCGCAGAGUACCUGGAAUGGGAUGUGACCGAGCUGAAACCAAUCCUUCAGGAAAUGAUGCAGGAGAUUGACUACGAUCACGAUGGUACUGUAUCACUGGAAGAGUGGAUCCAGGGAGGGAUGACCACCAUCCCCCUGCUAGUCUUGCUGGGCCUGGAGACAAACGUAAAAGAUGAUGGGCAGCACGUGUGGAGACUGAAGCACUUCAAUAAGCCAGCCUACUGUAACCUGUGUCUCAACAUGUUAAUUGGACUGGGGAAGCAGGGUCUCUGCUGCUCAUUCUGCAAGUACACAGUCCACGAGCGCUGUGUGGCUCGCGCUCCGCUGUCUUGCAUCAAAACCUAUGUCAAGUCCAAGAAAAACACAGAGGUAAUGCAUCAUUUCUGGGUGGAAGGGAACUGCCCCACCAAGUGUGACAAGUGUCACAAAACCAUUAAGUGUUACCAGGGUCUGACUGGGCUCCACUGUGUUUGGUGUCAAAUCACGCUCCAUAACAAGUGUGCCUCACAUGUGAAACCUGAGUGUGACUGUGGACCCCUGAAGGAUCACAUCCUGCCCCCCAACUCAAUCUGCCCCAUCGUCCUGGAAAGACAGUCUACACUGAGGAAGGACUCUCGGUCAAGUCAGUCAGGCCGAGGAAAGAUGCAGAGAGCCAACUCUGUCACAGUCGAUGGCCAAGGACUGCAGAUCACAACAAUAGAGGGCACUCAUCCUCUGCUGGUGUUUGUCAAUCCGAAGAGCGGGGGGAAGCAGGGAGAGAGGAUUUACAGAAAGUUCCAGUAUCUUCUGAACCCAAGACAAGUCUACAACCUGGCUAAAAACGGACCCAUGCCGGGGUUGAAUUUCUUCAGAGAUGUUCCUGAUUUCAGAGUGUUGGCCUGUGGAGGUGAUGGCACUGUGGGCUGGAUCCUGGACUUCAUUGAUAAGGCCAACCUGGACAAGAACCCUCCUGUGUGUAUACUUCCUCUUGGCACGGGCAACGACCUGGCAAGAUGUCUGCGAUGGGGAGGAGGCUAUGAGGGCGAAAGCCUCCUUAAGAUCCUGCGGGACAUUGAGAACAGUACAGAGGUGAUGCUGGAUCGCUGGAAGAUUGAUGUCACACCCACAGACAAGGAAGAGCGAGGGGACCCAGUGCCUUACAGCAUUAUAAACAACUACUUUUCCAUCGGAGUGGAUGCCUCAAUCGCACAUCGUUUCCAUGUUAUGAGAGAGAAACACCCUGAGAAGUUUAACAGCAGAACAAAGAAUAAGCUGUGGUACUUUGAGUUCGGCACUUCGGAGACCUUUUCGGCCACAUGUAAGAAGCUCCACGACUUUCUGGAGGUUGAGUGUGAUGGUGUUACUCUGGACCUUAGCAGUAUUUCCUUGGAAGGCAUUGCCAUUCUCAACAUUCCCAGCAUGCAUGGUGGCUCCAACCUUUGGGGUGAAAGCAAGAAGAGGAGGGGCAAUCGCAAGGGAGGAAAGAAGGGUCAAGACAAAAGGACACCUGUGCUCGACCCCAAAGAACUCAUGUUUGCGGUUCAAGACCUGUCUGACCAGCUCUUGGAAGUUGUGGGACUCGAAGGAGCCAUGGAGAUGGGUCAGAUCUACACUGGCCUGAAGAGCGCUGGAAGGCGCUUGGCACAGUGCUCCUCUGUGACUAUCAGAACCAGUAAAUCCCUUCCAAUGCAGAUUGAUGGUGAACCUUGGAUGCAGACUCCCUGCACUAUUGAGAUCAUUCACAAGAACCAAGCUCCCAUGCUAAUGGGACCACCACAAGGGCGAAGCUUCUUCUCUUCACUGAUCAGACGAACUCGCACUGAGAGCAAAGACUGAACCUUCAAGACCUCCGAGUGCUCACACACACCUGCAGGGCAGUAGUCACCGGUUGAUCUUAGCUGGGCUUGUUUGUAAAGGAGCCCUUUGUCUGAUUGAUGGCCCAGCAUACAGUAGCAAAGUGUAGGAUCAGGAUGUGUCGCCUGCAGCAUGGAGAUGUCACUGAGAAGCCCACAUUGGAUCCAAAGCGAGGCGAGUUUAGGACUGACACUUUCUUCUACAGUCUGUGGUGUACUUUCGCUCCAAAAAUAUUGAAGCUAUUUAUGGAAGUUCACUUCUGUUCUUCUUCUAUUUUCUAAACUUCUGUUUUUAUUUUUGCUGUUGUGCUCUGUGCCAUGUGGAACAAACCCACAGUUGAAUGUGUUUUGUGAGAUGUAUUUAUUUAUUUAUUUAUUUAUUCAUAUUUAACUGCUAUUGAUGUUUUCUAAUGUUUUAUUUUUGUAUUUGCAUACCCCUGAUGCAUGAUGGACAGUGAAAGAGGCUGCUGCUGUUGGAGAUGACAUAUCUGCAGUUUGCAUCUGAUUUUUCCCAAAGUGUUUAGUAAAAAGUGAAGUGUCUCUACCCAACAUCUCUUCUACGCUUCACUCAUGAAUGACUUCAAAUAGUGCAAAGACAGAGAAUCUGCUUUCGUUUCAUGUUUCCUGCAAGUCAUCCUUGUCAUGUUUUGAUUGGCUGUUUUGUUCCUCCGUCAGUGGAAAGAUUAGGAAUGAUUAUUGAUUGCUCAUAAAAAAUGCAUGACACUCUUUGUUUUACGUCGCACGAGAGAUUUCCAGACAGUUUUACCAGAUCUGUGCACACUUUCUGUUGCAUGAGUGGCCAUGAUCUCUUUUGACACUUAUGGAAAUUGAUAAUUUUUGAAUCUGCAUCUACAGCACAGUUCCAUUUCAACCACAUCAUCCUUUAUCUGCAUUUUUAUGGGAUCCUGUGCUUUCUUAACAGGUACUCAGGCAUAUUAGAAUGAAAAUAUUUGAAAAGCCACAGAAAACAACAAUAUUUAUCUUGACUUUCUAUUGCUACGACACUUGUAUAGUUAUGUUCACAAGAAGCAGCUUGACCUUUUAUGGUAACUGAUUUUUUUCUGUUGUUUGUUGAUGAGGGUUUACGGUCCGCUGCACAUAUAAGUGUCCAUUAAACAGUGAAAGACUACCUACAAAAUUACUAUUGACAUUCAUGUAUAUACAGUGCUGUGCAAAUUCCUCAUUUUUUUAUACUUUGCUUGAGCCUGUCUUUCAUUUUUUUAUAGUGCUCCUGAGCAACAAUUCUACAGGCUUUCAAAGUUUUUCUUUGGAUAUUGGCUGUUUUUACACUCAUUUUCAAUCCGGUUCAAUUUUCAGAAGAUUUUUUUGUUUGAUUGUUUAGCCACUUAACACUGAUUUUUAAAUCAUUCAGUGUUGUCUACGUAACAGACAAGUUAGCAAAGAGGCAGUUUUAAUUUUUAACUUUAGCACGUUGUUAAUAGCAUGAUCCCAUUUCUUUAGUUGAAUCUAAAAAAAAAAGUUAAUGCCAAAGAUAACUUAGUUUACUGGCAUAAAAUAGUGUUUUGGACCAACAUGGGGAUUAUUAGCGAAAAAUCUGGCUUAUCUUAGCAUGUCGUGCACUAUGUCCUUAAAACAGCAUAUGAAAGUCAUGUCCUUCAGAAACAGCAAAAACACCUGAGUCAGGUCUCUUUGUCAGUAAAGACCUAACCCAGAGACCGAAAAGAUGCAUCUGGCCUUUCAAUUGAUCCAUCUCCUUUCGGCAAAGCCUCAUCAUAAAUGUUCUCAGUAAAAAGGUGGCUGUCAAGAAGCCAUUCUUAAAGAAGGGAAACAAAUCACAAAAAACAGGACUAUAAAUCAGCGGUAACAGGUCUUCUGGAGUUGAUAUUUUAACUCAAAAUGUUACAUUUUGAGUUAAAAUAUGUCUGGAGCAGGUCAGGAGAGAGCUACCACAGUGAGUAUCUACAGGCAUCUGUAAUACACAGUGGAGGCUCUGUCAUGGUUUGCGGCUGCAUUUCAGCCAGUGGUGUUGGGGAUUUUGCCAAAAUUGGAAUUAUGAACGCGCAAAACUACCAGCUGAUUUUAAUCCACCAUGCAGUACCAUCUGGAAAGCAUUGUAUUGGCAAAAGCUUAAUUCUUCAGCGUGACAAUGAUCCCAAACUCACUGCCAAUGCAGUAGAAGUAUACGUGGAUAGAAAAACACAAAACAAAACACUAAGUAAUGGCUUGGCCUCCGUAGAGCUCAAACCUUAACAUAAUUGCAGCACUGGGGGAUCAUCUUAACAGAGAAGAGAAAAAAAGGAAGCCAACGUCCAAAGUAGAGCUUUGAAUGUCAUUCAAGAAGCCUGGAGAACUAUUCCUAAAGAAAUAACUAGAACGCUGUCCAAGAGAGUUCAGAAAUUCAACACGUUGACAACAACCAUUUAAAGAAUCAAUACUGGAAAUCAGUCACAUUUUAUAAAAGUCACUAACAUAUGCACAGUUGCCAUUUAUAAAUAAUAUCUUGAUAUGAGUAUCCUCCUGAAUACAAAGCAUUAAGUGGCUGGGUGGUAUUGGUAGUAAUUCAGUGCUUUUCUGCACUAAUUUCAUUCAGGCUCACCAAAGACUAAAGUAAUCACUUAUACAUGUUCUGGGGACAAUAUGUUACACACGUACCAGCGAGACACUUGAUAAAUGCAUUUGUUUUUACAGAACUUCACGUUUGCAUGUUUUGGGAAGAAUUUUAGGCUUGACUGUUCCGGUCUUUAUAAGUGCCAUAUGCUGGCGGAGACGAUAGCCAAGGAGUCUCCCAUGUCUUUUUGCUUUGUAUUGUGUAGCGUUUAUACAGUGAGGUUGUAUUUUUGUACACAGUAUUAUUUAUUUUUCUGCUUUUUGCUUCACUCUAGAACUCACACCAUUUUGUUGUUGCCUAAAAAGAAAUUAUGCCUGCCAGUGUUGACUGAGAAAAGUGAUGGAAACAAUAAAAAAGCUUG